Molecule: messenger RNA, 1662 nt
Organism: Botrytis byssoidea
Lineage: Eukaryota; Fungi; Ascomycota; Leotiomycetes; Helotiales; Sclerotiniaceae
Exons: 1
Coding region: 1-1662 (553 amino acids)
Biological process (GO): DNA repair; regulation of DNA repair; DNA-templated DNA replication
Cellular component (GO): nucleus
Molecular function (GO): enzyme activator activity; DNA binding; single-stranded DNA helicase activity
Source: RefSeq, a predicted model, not a curated record
AUGGUUGCUUGCCCCAUUUGCGAAAAGCAAGUGAAAGCUAAAGACAUUAAUAGUCACAUUGAUUCGGGAUGUGAAGACUUCAUUGACACAGUCUCUCCUCCACCUACUCAGCAGAAUGCAUUUGUUUCGCAGAAACCAGCUUCCACGCAGAAGCCUUCCGUCUCCAACUUCUUUUCGACACCUGCGACUAAGAAGACAGCAUUGCAUCCUACCCCAAAGAUAGAACAGAAUUCGACGUCCAAUUUUCAGCAGAAAGUGCAAAAUGGAACAACUGGGAAGCGGCAAGAAGAUGGGAGUGCGAGUGGAUCCUUGACUUUUCAGCGGAAGAGAUCAUUUGACGAUGCCGAGACAGAGUUACAGAGGGAAAAUGAUACUGUCGAUCCACCGGCGAAGAAGAUUAAGACCAACGCCUUUCAAAAGGUCGCUCCGUUAGCAGAACGAAUGCGUCCGAGAAGUCUAGACGAAGUGUGUGGACAAGAGUUAGUUGGGCCACACGGAGUUUUACGCAGUCUCAUUGAACAAGAUCGUGUCCCAUCAAUGAUACUGUGGGGUGGCGCUGGCACAGGUAAAACUACAAUUGCACGGUGUGUGGCUGCAAUGGUAGGAAGUCGGUUUGUCGAGAUCAAUAGUACAUCUACUGGGGUGGGCGAUGUGAAGAAAAUAUUUGCUGAGGCAAGAGGGGAACUGGGACUUACUGGGAGGAAGACAAUAAUAUUUUGCGAUGAGAUCCAUCGAUUUUCGAAGAGUCAACAGGAUGUAUUUCUUGGGCCUGUGGAAAGUGGGCAGGUCACUCUGAUAGGAGCUACUACCGAGAAUCCGUCUUUUAAAGUCCAGAAUGCUCUGCUGUCCAGAUGUCGGACAUUUACAUUAUCGAAGUUGACGGAUGAAGACAUAUUAGAGAUACUAGAAAGGGCUUUGAAGACCGAGGGGCCAAAUUAUACUCCUACAGAUCUUGUGGAUACAGAGCUCUUGAAGUAUCUAUCUGCCUUUUCUGACGGUGAUGCUCGGACGGCCCUGAAUCUCCUAGAGCUAGCCAUGGGCUUGUCUACAAGGCCCAAUGUCACUAAGGAGGACAUCAAAGCUUCUCUUACUAAAACGCUGGUGUAUGAUAGAGCUGGCGAUCAACACUACGAUACUAUCUCUGCUUUCCACAAGUCGGUAAGAGGUGGUGACGCAGAUGCUGCUCUAUACUACCUUGCAAGGAUGCUUCAAUCCGGGGAAGACCCUCUUUAUAUAGCUAGGCGGAUGGUGGUUAUGGCCUCAGAAGAUAUAGGACUGGCCGACAACACCAUGCUAACACUCGCAACCAGCACAUACACCGCGUGCGAGAAAAUCGGUAUGCCUGAAUGUCGAAUCACAAUGGCUCAUGCUACUGUGGCUCUUUGUCUAGCGCCCAAGAGUACCAGAGCAUAUAGAGGAUUGAACAACGCAUAUUCUGCCCUGAGGGAACCUGGAGUAGCCAGUUUGAGCAUCCCCAUUCAUUUGAGAAAUGCACCUACGAAAUUGAUGAAAGAGUUGGGGUAUGGAGAUCAGUACAAAUACAAUCCUAAUUACAAGGAGGGCAGAGUAGUUCAAGAAUACUUACCCGAUGAAUUGAGAGGUAGGAAGUUUUUAGAGGAUAGGGAUUUGGGGACAGAAAUUGAUCCGGGUGCUUGGCCUUGA